GAGCAACAACCAAAACCAUCAACCCAAAUUCACAUUACAAACAACACCAAACCAUCAACCAAAAUUAACGUAACACAAUUCCAACAGACACAGUUUUCCACAAAAGAACAACCCUCCAUACUCCACUCAACUCCCAGAAAAAUUUCAUACUACUAGCAAUAAAUUAUUAAUUAACUAACCAUAUAAAGUAGUUUGUAGCAGACGCAUUUCCCCCAAUCUCACCCUAUUCCUCGGAAAACACAAUAAGUAAUAAAAUCCUUCUAAAAACUCAAACUUCCUCCAUUUUCAUUCCUCCAAAAAAAACUCAAUAAAAUUUCAAAAUACUCCUCUAAAUAUAAAAAAAAUGCAUGCAAAGAGUGAUUCAGAUGUAACAAGUAUGGCAACAAUGUCACCACCAAGAUCACCUAGUAGAAGCAGGGCAGUAUACUACGUAGAAAGUCCAUCAUUUUCACAACAUGAUAAUCUUGAUAAAUUAUCAUAUGCUACAUUAAGUCCUAAUACUUCUCCUACACGACAAUUUCAAUACCAUUGUUCACCAAUUCACCAUUCUCGUGAAUCUUCUACUUCACGUUUGUUUUCGUCGUCUUCUUUGAAGCACCAGUAUGGACGCUCAAGUGGGUGGCGCAGGAUUUAUGGUGGUCGGAGAUUGGGCGAGGAGAGAGACUGUCAUGGCGGAGAAGAGGAUGAGGAGGAGGACGACGACGGUGGUGGUGGGCCAAGUUUAAGGUUUUAUGUUGGGUGUUUUUUGGUGUCGUUUGUGGUGUUGUUUACUGUGUUUUCUGUUAUUCUUUGGGGGGCUGCUAAGUCUUUUCACCCUCACAUUCUCGUCAAGAAUAUGGUAUUCCUGGAUUUCACUAUACAAGCAGGAUUGGACGGCACAGGAGUGCCGACGGAUAUGUUAUCCCUAAAUUCAACGGUGAGGAUGUACUACAGAAACCGCGCCACAUUUUUUGGAGUUCAUGUCACUUCUUCUCCUUUUCAACUCUACUACUAUGACCUCAAAGUUGCCUCUGGUCAGAUGAAGAAAUUCUACCAGAAAAGGAGGAGCCAUUCAAACAUAACAACAGUGGUACAUGGACAUCAAAUCCCUCUCUAUGGUGGAAUGUCAGUUGUAUCAAAUGCAAGGGCAGGUAAUAGCUUGCAUACAGAAAAAGUGAAUGUUGGAUUGAAUCUAACAUUUACUGUUCGAUCGAGGGCUUACAUAUUAGGGAAGCUGGUCAAGUCCAAGUUCUAUAAGCACAUCAGAUGCCCUGUCACUUUACAUGCCACUCGUCUUGGCAAACCCAUGAAUUUGCUACAUUCUUGUGUUUAUGAAUGAGUGAAUGUACAAGACUAAGUUAUUGUGGCAGUUUUCUUUUGGGCAAGACUUCCAGUUAUCAGUCAAAAUGGCUGAGGAUUUCUUGUGGAUUGGAAUCCCUUAUCGCCCUCAAAAUACGUGGCCUUUGUCAUCUUUGGCAUGUUAAUUAACGAAUCAAAAAAAAAAAUGAAAGAGUGAUUGUUAGAGCUCUUAUUUGGGGAUAUGUUAGUAGUAAAUCUGGAAUUUAGAAUUUUAGCUUGAUUGUUGGAAAGAGCUGAUUUUUAAUUUUAGGGAAAGGCUUUGUCAUAUGUAUGUUUUAGAUGUUUGAUGGUCAUUUGGUAGGCAACUUUAGAAGAAAAGUUAAGUAUUAACACUUAUUUUUGUUGCUGGCUUUGGAAAUGUACUUAAACAAAACUUUGGUUGCAAUAAAAAUUACAGUAAUAGCUAAAAA
Messenger RNA from Beta vulgaris subsp. vulgaris (sugar beet), 1748 nucleotides. RefSeq lists its product as hypothetical. Lineage: Eukaryota; Viridiplantae; Streptophyta; Magnoliopsida; Caryophyllales; Amaranthaceae. The transcript is spliced from 3 exons. The coding region runs from base 344 to 1318 and encodes 324 amino acids. The record is from RefSeq and is a predicted model, not a curated record.